UCGUUACGCGCAACUAAUAGCCGGUACCGGAUGUGAGUGCGCGGUUCCUCACAACAAACAUAUCCAGAAUGCGGUUAUGUUGGCCUUGGCACGAGUAAAUGUUUGCAUAGGUCGCAACGUUAUGUGAUUCCACAUUAUGGCAGAGACGGUAAAUAAUGAGAGUGUUGCGAACAUUGAUGAUAACGCGACUGGAGGCAUGUCUGAUGAAGAGCUUCCUGGAGAUAUUUCCGACGGAGAACUUCCUGGGGACUUACAUGAGAUCGUGUCUGUGAAAACAGAGGACAGUGUUCUGCGAGAGGUAUCUGAGCGCAUUAAAUGUGCCGUAAGCUCAAACAACCAGCCCUUGGUAGGAAAACAAGAAGCUGAUGCAAGAUCGGAGAUUAGAGAAAGUAGGGAAAUUGAUGUCAAGAAGGAUCACAGAGCGGAAUUGCAAAAGCAAGUUGAAAUUGGUGAAAUUACACCUUUCGAGGCAAUAUUCAAUCAGUCUGCUUUAGAGAAAGAAGGCUCAAAAUCAGGUGCUCAGCUGCUAGAUCUUGAAAAAUAUUUUAAACAGCAAGCUGCUCUUGCUGAACAGAAAAGAAAAUUGAAAAGCAUCCCUAAGGAAAAGGACAAUGAGAUACCAAACAAGAAACCAAAGCUGCCUAGUGCCGAGGCAAAAAUACAUAAGAGAUCUCACAAAUCCUCCAGAUAUGUCAAAAAUACUAAAGAUAAUUGCUUGCAAAAUGUAAAUGAUACAGAUUCCUCAAAUAUGAUACAUGAGAUUUUGGACAACAGUUCAGAAAGUGAAUAUGUUCCCAGUGACAAUGAAGUAGGAUCAGAUGCAGAUGACAAAAUAUUGUCUAAAGGAAAGAAAGUCUCAGUAAAAUCAGGAGUCAAACGUACAAGAAAAACUCGAGAUGACGGGGACAAUCGAGUGUUUAAGGAAAGAAUGGCAACGAGCAGUUAUCCCAAAGAUGAGGCAAUGCAUAAACUUGAUAAUUUGUUUAAAGUGCCCCAAAGUAUUUGGAAAAGGUUGUACAGGUAUCAGAAGGUUGCAGUUCGGUGGCUAUGGGAAUUGCAUGGGCGUAAGUUGGGCGGUUUGCUGGGCGAUGAAAUGGGUUUAGGAAAAACUGUACAAGUUAUCGCUUUCCUCGCAGGCAUAGACUGCAGCGAAUUGCUUUCUCAUAAUGGAAGAUAUAGGAGUUUGGGCCCGACUAUAAUCGUAUGUCCUGCUACUUUAAUGGAGCAAUGGGUGAAACAUUUUCACGAAUGGUGGCCUUUCAUCAGAGUAGUUGUGCUUCAUCAUUCUGGCGGUUACAAAGGUGAUCCGGAAAGUCUGAUAGAAUCUCUGCAAACCGGCGGAAUACUCAUCACUUCAUACAAUGGCGUUCUCAAACAUGAGGAUUUGAUCAUAUCUAGCCAGUGGCAUUAUGUUAUCCUCGACGAAGGUCAUACGAUUCGUAAUCCGCAAGCGAAGAUGAGCCGAGCUGUGAAGCGACUCCAGACACCGCAUCGGCUACUGUUGACCGGCAGUCCGAUGCAAAACUCACUGAAGGAACUAUGGUCUCUGUUCGACUUCAUUCUGCCCGGCAAACUUGGCACUCUGCCCGUGUUCUUGGAGCAUUGCGCAGCACCGAUCACACGUGGCGGUUACGUCAAUGCGACGCCGCUACAGGAAGCUACUGCCCUGCAUGUAGCUACUAUGCUGAAGAAUACCAUUACUCCGUACAUGCUCAGGAGAACGAAAACGGACGUAAAGCAUCAUCUCACUCUUCCCGAAAAGAACGAACAGGUGUUAUUUUGCAGUUUAACGGACGAACAGAAGAAGUUGUAUAAAAAGUAUCUGUGCUCCGAGGACGUAUCCUUCAUCUUGCAUGAGAAAAAUAAUUAUCACGAGAGCGGGAGAUACAGGGCGAGGUUUCUUAUCGCGUUGUCGGCGCUACGAAAGAUAUGCAAUCAUCCAGACUUGUUCUUAUAUACGAGACAGCUUGAUUCGGAGGAAGACAUUGAUCUAUCCGAGGAACUAUUGGAGAAGUUUGGCUAUUGGAAACGAGCUGGGAAGAUGACGGUUGUUCGGUCUCUUUUAAAAAUUUGGCAGAAGCAAGGGCACAGAGUGUUACUUUUCACUCAGGGAAAGCAGAUGAUGCAUAUUUUGGAAUCUUUGCUGCAACGCGAAGGUUUCACCUACCUGAAACUAGACGGUGCGACAGUGAUGUCUCAACGACAGCAAGUGAUACAAACGUUUAACAAUAACCCUUCGUAUUUUGUCUUUCUGCUGACGACGCGCGUAGGAGGUCUGGGAUUAAAUCUGACCGGUGCCAAUCGUGUGAUCAUUUACGACCCUGACUGGAAUCCAGCGACGGACGCUCAAGCGAGGGCGCGUGCUUGGAGGAUAGGCCAGAAUAAGCAAGUCACCAUAUAUAGAUUGAUCACCGCCGGCACUAUCGAAGAGAAGAUGUACCACAGGCAGAUUUUCAAACUACUGUUGUCGAAUAAGGUUCUCGACGAGCCUCGUCAGCGCAGACUGUUCAGGACGUCGGAUCUAGUGGAGCUGUUUAAUCUGAACGAACCGAUAAAUGGCGAGGCUUCCGAGUCCGAUUACUUGUUCCGAGAAUCCAAACUGACACCCGCGACUAGUGGCUUUUCUCUCAAGAAGAUCGAGGAGAUGAGGAAACUGGCUUCGGCCCUUAGUAAGAAGAUAAGUGCGACGAAUAGUGUAUCCAAGCCGACGCGCGACGAAGGUGAGGAAGCAAGCGAUGGUGGGCGCAAACACGAUGAGAAGAAUAAUAAUCUGAGAUGCAACGAGGCUCCCGUCGCGGAGGACGAGUCGUCUGAGAAUCAAACGUUGCGCUCUCAGCGAGUUAGCACGCAAGAUUCACCGGGCGAAGACGUGAAUUUGAUCGCCGGCUUAGACGGAGAGAGAAGAAGCGGCGGCGAUGCAGAGGCCAACGAUAUAUCCAAGGACGAGCAGCUAGACUUAAUCCCGAUGAAAACCGCGAACGACAAUCCCGCAGAGAAGGAAGAGAGCAAGUCGGUUUUGAGCGGCGACAAGAUCGAGUCGUCGCGCAAACGCAAGAGAAACAAGAAGAAAGAAAGAAAGAAUGUCUCCGCGAUGUUCGAGGGUGAACGAGUCUCCUGUUUGAUCGGUCGUCGCCUGGGUCGUUCCGACGAUAGAGAACAGUCUGUCUCGAGCACGGACGAUGACUACGUACUCAGGAAGUUAUUCGCCAAAUCGACCGUCAGCUCGGCAUUCGGGCACGAAGCAGUACUGUCGAACGCGUGUUACGGCGACAACGAGAACACGAUGCAACGUUUCGCGCGCGAAUCUGCACAAGAGAGCAUGGACUUCGUGCGUCAAUCCGGGAGAAUGUGUUGGAGACCGGCGUAGGAUACAAAAUUAUAUAUUUAUUGACAAGAGCUUUUUUGGGGGGGACAAUACGUCUCUCUAUUUAUUUUCUUUCUCUUCUGUACUUUAUUUAUUUAUAAAAAAAAAGUACACGUUUCGCGACAUUUACGUCGCAAAGAAGGCUGUGAAACACAAGGAAAGAAAAGCCACGAGUACGUGGUAUAAGAGAGAAGUUUGUGUAUACUUUUUUUUUUUACUUUUUUAAAUAAUGUGUACAUUCGUAUUGUAGGCGCAUGUAUUGUAAAAUGUAACUUGCUUAUUUUGGUAAUAAAUAACUUUCUUCAUA
Dinoponera quadriceps is the source of this 3671-nucleotide messenger RNA. Its product is annotated as DNA excision repair protein ERCC-6-like. The transcript has 15 exons. Lineage: Eukaryota; Metazoa; Arthropoda; Insecta; Hymenoptera; Formicidae. Gene Ontology annotation, biological process: transcription-coupled nucleotide-excision repair. Gene Ontology annotation, cellular component: nucleus. The record is from RefSeq and is a predicted model, not a curated record. The coding region runs from base 137 to 3367 and encodes 1076 amino acids. Gene Ontology annotation, molecular function: ATP binding; ATP-dependent chromatin remodeler activity.